GAAGAACAGGAAACUGAAGCUACAAGGCUCACCAAAAUUGGACAAUAGAAGACGUUGCCUGGUCCGAUGAGUCUCGCUUUCAGCUGCAACAUUCAUUGACUCGAUGCAAAUGGGCUCAGCAGGGGGACCGGACACCGAAUCUUCCAAUGAAAAAGAUGCUUUGGACUCUGCAGCAGAUGGUGAAACCAUGGAUACUCAAACAGGAUCGGUGGAUGAGGAGAAUGGACGGCAGCUUGGAGAGAUCGAGCUUCAAUGUGGCAUCUGUCUGAAGUGGUUUGGUGCAGAGACAUUUGGUAUAGAUACUACGUCUUGUCUUCCGUUUAUGACCAACUACAGCUUCCAUUGUAACAUAUGCCAUCACAGUGGGAACACUUACUUUCUGAGAAAGCAAGCCAAUUUGAAGGAAAUGUGCCUCACUGCUUUAGCAAAUCUGACGUGGCAGUCUAGAAACAAGGAUGAGCACCCAAAAACGAUGUUUUCCAAAGACAAGGAUAUAAUUCCAUUUAUUGACAAGUACUGGGAGAGUCUGACCACACGACAAAGACCAGGAAAGCUGUCAUGGCCAAACAGUAUUGUCAAAACUAUGACUAAAGAGCGAGAUGUGUUUUUAGUGAAAGAACACCCGGACCCAGGCAGCAAAGACCCAGAGGAUGAUUAUCCAAAAUUUGGCCUCCUUGAUCAGGAUUUGGGAAAUAUCGGUCCAGCUUACGACAACCAGAAGCAGAUCAAUGCAUUGGCUACUGCAGGAGGAUUAAAUGGCGCAGCAGCUGCCGGCACUGCAAAAGGCAGAGGAGCAAAGCGCAAGCAGCAAGAUGGAGGUGCUACUAACGCAGCAAAGCGAGCCCGAAGUGAUCCACUGUUUGCAGCACAGCGUCUUCCUCCUCAUGGAUACCCACUUGAGCACCCCUUUAACAAAGAUGGGUAUAGGUACAUACUGGCAGAGCCAGACCCACAUGCACCUGAUCCUGAGAAACUGGAGUUGGACUGUUGGGCUGGAAAACCAAUCCCGGGAGAUCUGUACCGAGCUUGUCUGUAUGAAAGAGUGCUGCUCGCCCUACAUGACAGGGCUCCCCAGUUAAAGAUCUCCGAUGACCGACUGACUGUUUUAGGAGAGAAGGGCUAUUCUAUGGUCAGAGCAUCCCAUGGCGUACGCAAAGGGGCCUGGUAUUUUGAAAUGUUUAUAGAUGACCUGCCACCUGAUACAGCUGCUAGACUGGGCUGGUCUCAGGCACUAGGUAAUCUUCAGGCUCCUCUAGGUUAUGAUAAAUUCAGCUACUCCUGGCGCAGCAAGAAAGGCACAAAGUUUCACCAGUCUAUUGGAAAACAUUACUCUGAAGCUUAUGGACAGGGCGACACAUUAGGCUUUUAUAUCUGCCUGCCAGAUGAAACUGAGACUGCUCAUGCUAUGCCUGACACCUACAAAGACAAGGCAUUGAUCAAAUUCAAGAGUUACUUGUACUUUGAAGAAAAGGAUUUUGUGGAUAAAGCUGAAAAAAAUUUAAAGCAAACACCUGGCAGUGAGAUUGUAUUCUUUAAGAAUGGUGUCAACCAGGGUGUGGCCUAUAAAGAUGUUUUUGAAGGUGUAUAUUUUCCUGCCAUAUCACUCUACAAGGGCUGUACUGUUUCUAUAAACUUUGGACCACAUUUCAAGUACCCCCCAAAGGAUUUGUCAUUCCGUCCAAUGAGUGACAUGGCAUGGACUGCAGUUGUUGAACAUACAUUAGCAGAUGUUCUGUACCAUGUGGAAACGGACGUUGAUGGCAGAAAGAGUCCUCCAUGGGAGCCUUAAUAGCCUUAAUGCCAGCUUCUUUUUAUAUAUUUUUUUUUUUUUUUCCCUCCCCAUUUUUUUUACAGAAAUUUCAAUGAAGCAAUGAACUGGUCAUCUAUGGCAGUGGGGGAGAAAGCCUCCUUUGUGUGUUUACUUGUAGUCUCCCUUCUAGAAGAGAAUUCUUCUCCAGGCUGUGAGGGUAUGAAAUGGUAUACUUGGCUCAGGGCUCCACUAGUUACAGAGGGCUGCUUGGAAUGCAUUGGCCUUUGCCUUUCAAGUUUCUUGGGUGGGAUAUUGCUCCUCUUUUACCAAUGGAGAAAGUUUGCCACUUUUUUUUUUUUUUUUUUUUAAACAUUUGUAUUGGCAACAGCUCAAAUCUUCCUAUACAAAUUGUAAAUGUUUUUAUUGGUUACUGUGAGGCCCCAUGAACCGUUUUCCUUUUGGACACUUUGACAAAUGUAUAUUAAAGAAUCUCCUAUAUACUUCCCAAAUGUUGGCACACAAGUGUGAGUCUGUUGGGUUCCACCCCAGCCUAAAUGUAUUUUUUUAUAAUGGUUGGUGGAAAGAUUUCACCUCCCUGUCUGUCCCUGUGACAGUAGGACAAGAAACCCUUCUGAAAGAAAUGUUAGUUUGUGGAGAGAAUACCCAUCACUUGUCACCGUGAGAAACUGAAAUUUCUACAGUAGGAAAAUGGACCUCAGUAAAACCUCAAUAAAAAAUUUGCUUUUAAUCAAGAGCAUCAAACAAACGUCUUGGUAAUCCAACCAAUCACAAGAAGACAAAAGCCAGGCAAUGCUUUUCAGGGGCCGAAAAAUCCCCCUUUUAUCAUGGCUUGAACAGUGUAUCCAGUUUUAGUGGACUCAAAACUGCUUCUGAGCCGAUCUCUGUAACUGAUAGUCUUAAGGAUGACGGCCAGUGAAAGAUUGUCAGUAUCGGCAGCACAUUGCUGUUUUGGCAUGCUUAUCUGUCCCCCAAAAUGCAAUAGAUGUCUUUUUGAUGUUUGGUAUUGAAUCAUUAAGGGUUUGGACUCCCAAGACUUCUGUUUUGGAGUUCUUAUUGGCUGGAAUGUGAAAAAUGGGGGUCACCCAGCUUGAGAAGUCCAAAGGGCCCCCCAUUUUGUGCCAACCUCAAGGCUUCAGGCUCAAGUAACUGUCUUUUCUUACCGUUUUGAAUAUUGUGUCCAGCAUCUCAUUUGCACAUUCUAUGCCUUCCCCCCCCCACACUCUGUCAAAAACUAAAGUUUUUGUCUGAAGUUGAAGCCGAGUUAAAUACAAGGAAUAUUAUGCCUUUUUGGCCAAAAUUUGAGAGGUUGAUAAAGCGGUAAAAAAUCAAAACAACCUGGCACACAUGACUUGGUCUCCAAUAAAUACUAAUUCAACUCAAAUUGCUUCUGUAUAGAGAAUCGGAUUUAUAAAUGUAUAAAGGCUAUUGCUGUCACGGGGCGGACAUGUUGAAAUAGAUGUUGUUGGGAAAAUUUAAUGUGAUGGGUUUGCAUAGCCAGCAAUGUGACAACUGCUAUCAUUACUGGUGGGAAUGCGCAUGUGGUUUUGAACUGGUAAUGGAACUGAUGUUCCCUUUAAAUCUGCUUCCAGCCAUUUGUUGCAAAAGCAUUAGACCCUUAAGCUGGCCACUGUAUUCUUGGAAAGGCUUUUAUGACCUUGGUCCAUGUGAAAGGGCUAUCCGUAACAUUAGCAUAUUGAUUCCAAAUCAAAAUUUCAGAUCUGAUCCAGCUGUGAAAUAUAAAUUUUCACACAACUUUACUUCCUGUUAGGCAUUCUUUUCUUUUUUUUUUUUUUUGGCUAUAUAGAAGAAAUUUGUGUCCAUUUACAAAAGCCUUAUGCAUGUGCCAUUUGAUUCAAUGUAUGGUAUUUAUUACACCUUUUUCCGGUUUUAUUGCAUUGAUCUGUGACUUUGUCAAAUGUGUGCAAUGUUAUUGUUUUGAAUGGUAUUGCUUAUUGUGUCUGUAUUUGAGCCUAAAAUCGUAUUUUUAGUUCCUGAUUGGUGUAAACAAUUUUUUUAUGAGGUGUCUGAGGUUAUCAGAAGGAGCCCUUUAAAGUGCAUUUCCACUUUUAGCAGUACAUUUUGAGAAAACCCCACUGUUUUUUGUGUUCACAUUCACACAGCAAAAAAGUUUUUAUCUAUUUUUUUUUUU
Messenger RNA from Rana temporaria (common frog), 3920 nucleotides. RefSeq names its product ASH2 like, histone lysine methyltransferase complex subunit (gene ASH2L). Lineage: Eukaryota; Metazoa; Chordata; Amphibia; Anura; Ranidae. The coding region runs from base 104 to 1789 and encodes 561 amino acids. Gene Ontology annotation, cellular component: Set1C/COMPASS complex. The record is from RefSeq and is a predicted model, not a curated record. The transcript has 16 exons. Gene Ontology annotation, molecular function: transcription cis-regulatory region binding; protein binding.